CAACGUUGCCCCCUUCAAGUUGAACUCUCAAACUUGCAAACAGAGAAAAGAACAGAAGAAAUCGUGUUACGUUGCAAACAUAGAACAGAACAAAUCCUACCCCCAAUUGAAAAAUGAUACCAAAGCGCCUCCUUAGCCCUCAUCGACCCCUGCAUUCAGCUCCCACUAGUGUUUCCCUCUUUCACCGCACCAUCCACAACCCUUCUUCACUGCCCUCAGAACCAUCCUGCGACUCCCUCAUAGACAACCUGCGGAAAUCACGACACUACGACACCCUCUUGUCGGUUUAUCGUAAGAUGGUCGCUACGUGCGUUUUGCCCAUGUUCACUUCUCUUAGUGCUUUAAUCGAAACUUUAGUCAACACCCAUCAUCCAAGUUUUGCUUUUGGGGUCCUGGGCUUGAUGAUAAAGCGUGGUUUUGGGGUUAACGUUUAUAAUUCGAACCUUGUGUUAAAGGGUUUUUGUCGUAGUGGUGAUUGUGACAAGGCCUUGUGUUUGUUUUCCCAGAUGAAGAGGAAUCCUGAUUAUGUUGUUCCUGAUAGUGUUAGUUACAAUACCCUUAUAAGUGGAUUAUGUAAAGCUAAGAGACUAGUGGAAGCUAGGGAUUUGUUUGAGGCUAUGAAGGUUGGGGAUUGUAGGCCCAAUUUGGUGACUUUUAGUGCUUUGAUUGAUGGGUUUUGUAAGAAUGGUGAAGUUGAGAAGGGGUUGGGUUUGUUGGAGGAGAUGGAGAAUGGGGGUUUGGAUGCUGAUGUGUUUGUGUAUAGUGCUCUUGUUAGUGGAUUUUGUGGCAAAGGUGAUGUUGAGAGGGGGAAACUACUCCUUGAUGAGAUGCUAAGGAAGAAGGUUGAUCCGAAUGCGGUUACUUAUAGCUGUUUGAUGCAGGCUCUUUGCAAGGAUGGGAAGUGGCGAGAAGCGUCUGAUAUGUUGAAUGAUAUGACAGCUCGUGGGAUUCGUCCUGAUGUUAUUACUUACACUGUUUUGGCUAAUGGUCUUUGCAAAAGUGGGAGGGCGUCUGAUGGGGUAAAAGUGUUGGAUUUGAUGCUGCAAAAGGGGGAAGAGCCAAGUACUUUUACGUACAAUGUUAUUGUUAAUGGACUUUGUAGGGAAGGUCGCGUGGAUGAUGGGCUUGGCAUUGUGGAAAUGAUGGCAAAGAAGGGGAAGAAGCCUGAUGUGGUUACCUACAACACGUUAAUGAAAGGGCUAUGUGGGUCUGGCAAAAUUGAUGAGGCAAUGAACCUGUGGAAGCUGUUGUUGAGCAAGAAGUUCCAUAUGAAGCCUGAUGUCUAUACAUCAAAUUUUUUAAUUCAGGGACUUUGCAAGAAAGGACGUCUUCGUGAUGCGAGAAGGAUACAUUCUUCAAUGGUUGAAAAGGGACUGCUAGGUAACAUGGUGACUUAUAAUACUUUGAUCAGUGGUUAUCUAAACGUUGGAAAACUUGUUAAGGCAUUGGAACUCUGGAAACAUGCUGUGGACAAUGGAUUUUCUCCUAAUGCAAUGACCUAUAGUCUCAUGAUUAAUGGUCUGUGCAAAAUGCAGAUGCUGAGUAUUGCAAGAGGACUUUUUAUUAAAAUAAAAGCUUCUGGGAUUAGACCUACAGUACUUGAUUACAAUGCACUAAUGGCAUCCUUGUGCCGGGAAGGCAGUUUGGAGCAGGCUAGGAGUCUAUUUCAAGAAAUGAGAAGUACGAAUCUCAAUGGUGAUGUUGUCUCCUUUAAUAUAUUAAUUGAUGGAACCCUCAGAGCAGGAGACAUUGAAACUGCCAAGGAAUUGCUAUCGGAGAUGCUUAACAUGGAUUUGGUCCCUGACGCUGUAACAUUUUCUAUAUUAAUAAACAGGUUCUCAAAACUUGGGCAGUUGGAUGAGGCCAGCUCUCUUUAUGAUAGAAUGAUCUCCUAUGGUCAUGUACCCGAUGCUGUCAUAUUUGAUUCUUUGCUAAAGGGCUAUGGUUUAAAGGGACAGACAAAAAAAAUCAUUUCCUUGCUUCAUGAAAUGGCCGAUAAGGGUGUUGUUCUGGACUCAAAAUUAACUUCUACCAUCUUAGCUUGCCUUUGUAACAUGUCAAGAAAUCUUGACGUAGAGAAGAUUCUUCCAAAAUUUUCACAAAAUACAUUAAAAGGAACAAGCAUUACAUGCAAUGAGCUCUUGAUGAAACUGAAUACUGUUCAUCCAGAGCUACAAUUAUUUGUUACGUGAUAGUGUUUGAUUUCAAGAGUGUGAUGUCAUGGUACACUAAGUUCUUUAUUGUCUUUCAUUAAGUUAGUUAUAUUCCAUUCCUUAUUUGCUUUUAUAUCUCAGGUUAAAUAGCCAAAAUUAUCAAGAUCAAUUGGUUUCAUUUUGGAUUGCUGUAUGCAUAUGCUAGGAGACGAUCUUGUUCAGUCUCUGAUUUUGAUCAGGUAUCUAUUUUAUGCCUGCUUGGAUCUGGGUUUUUUUUCCAUUGACAUAUGAAUGGUGUAUAUUUCUGUUAAUCUUGGUGAGAUGUUGUAUUGUGUAUAUAUGCAAGUAUUAUUCAAGGGUGUGAUUUGGAGAAAUUUUUCUGUCUCAAUUGGAUGCACAUGUGAAUGAUGUGAAUAAGGAGAGUGAGAACUGUGAGCCUACAAGCAGACAUACUCCAGUAUAUUUAACAAACAAUAACUUAAAUAAAUCAAAUAAAUGUUUUGCUAGGACAGAGAUUAGUAAUGCAACAAUCAUCGAGUUUGAUGUCACUGGCAUUUAGUUGUUGCCAUUUUAUGGUAAAGAGAUGCGAGUGGAAAAUUCAGCUUCAUGGUAGACAAUGCCCCAUUUGAAACUAUGGCUAGUCCAUGAAUGAGAACAGCAAAAUGUCUUCCAGUAAAAACUGACUUUUGAAGAAGUAGGAAUUGUGUCAGAUUGGCUAAACCUUAAUGUUGUCUUUGGAUGAGAGAUAUUUAACCUUGUUUUUCAGGUAAAUGCUUGAAGCCAGAUCCAGUGACUUGUUUCUGUUGCUUUCUUUCUCAGGAAACAACAUUGGCGUUGAAGAGUUAAGGUGGUGCUUUUUAAGUCAUAUCACGAAGUGAAUAUUAAGUAAAUAAUCGAUGAACAUAAAUAUCACAUUGUUAAUAUGGUCUGGAGAUACUCUAGUCACAUGAACUUGUCAGAUACUUAUCUUUGCAAAUAUUAGGUAUUUGUAGGCAUGUUUUUCUAGUGUCUUGAAUUAACAAUGUCAUUUGUAUCGGUGAUGACAAGGAUGAAUACUCUAGCCAUGUUGUCUCAACAAUUACACAUUUGAACUUGGUAACAAUUUAU
Messenger RNA from Abrus precatorius (Indian licorice), 3260 nucleotides. Its product is annotated as pentatricopeptide repeat-containing protein At4g28010. The record is from RefSeq and is a predicted model, not a curated record. The transcript is spliced from 4 exons. Gene Ontology annotation, molecular function: protein binding. NCBI's taxonomy places the organism in Eukaryota, Viridiplantae, Streptophyta, Magnoliopsida, Fabales, Fabaceae. Bases 114 to 2192 code for a protein of 692 amino acids.